This is a messenger RNA of Nannospalax galili (Upper Galilee mountains blind mole rat), 1818 nucleotides long. It is a transcript of the gene Amdhd1, whose product is annotated as amidohydrolase domain containing 1. Gene Ontology annotation, cellular component: cytoplasm. The record is from RefSeq and is a predicted model, not a curated record. Gene Ontology annotation, molecular function: imidazolonepropionase activity. The transcript is spliced from 10 exons. NCBI's taxonomy places the organism in Eukaryota, Metazoa, Chordata, Mammalia, Rodentia, Spalacidae. The coding region runs from base 38 to 1423 and encodes 461 amino acids.
AGCCCGCAGCCCCAAGAGACCUGCGACGCGCGGCGACAUGGCGAGCGGCCACCACCUUCUGCUGGAGAACGCGCAGCAAGUGGUGCUGGUGUGCGCCCGCGGAGAGCGUUACCUGGCUGGGCCUGCGCUGCGCAGCCUGGCGGUGCUGGAGGGUGCCAGCCUGGUGCUGGGCACUGAUGGGUUUAUAAAAGCUAUUGGUCCUGCUGAUGUUAUCCAAAGACAAUUUUCUGAAGAAACUUUUGAAGAAAGGAUUGACUGCUCUGGGAAAUGCAUCCUACCAGGUUUGGUGGAUGCACACACACAUCCCGUAUGGGCUGGUGAAAGAGUCCACGAGUUUGCAAUGAAGUUGGCAGGGGCCACGUACAUGGAUAUUCACCAGGCCGGAGGAGGGAUAAACUUCACGGUGGAGCAAACGCGCCGAGCCUCGGAGGAGGAGCUGUUCCGAUCUUUCCAGCAACGGUUGCAGUGCAUGAUGAGGGCUGGUACCACGCUGGUGGAGUGCAAGAGUGGAUACGGUCUGGACCUGGAAACAGAGCUCAAGAUGCUGCGGGUGAUCGAGCGUGCCCGGAGGGAGCUGCACCUCAGCCUCUCUGCCACUUACUGCGGGGCCCACUCAGUGCCCAAAGGAAAAACUGCCAUUGAAGCUGCUGAUGACAUCAUCAGUAACCACCUCCCAAAGCUGAGAGAACUUGGUAGAAGUGGGGAAAUCCACGUUGACAACAUAGAUGUGUUCUGUGAGAAGGGUGUCUUUGAUCUGGAUUCCACUAGAAGGAUUCUUGAAAGUGGAAAGGAGAUCGGACUACAGAUUAACUUCCAUGGUGAUGAACUCCACCCGAUGAGGGCUGCUGAGGAAUCAUCACUUUCAAAUCAGGCCCCAGGAACUGAGAGGAGGAUCACAGCUUUUAUUUCUCCUGGCAGAGACUCAGGAGAGUCAUCUCCAAAGCCUGAGCACCGGCUCGGGGCUGAACUGGGAGCACGGGCGGUCAGCCACCUGGAAGAAGUGAGCGAUGAAGGCAUUGCUGCCAUGGCAGCAGCCAGGUGUUCUGCUGUCCUUUUACCCACCACGGCUUACAUGCUGAGGCUACAGCAGCCUCGAGCCAGGAAGAUGUUAGAUGAAGGAGUGAUUGUUGCCCUGGGUAGCGAUUUCAACCCCAACGCGUAUUGCUUUUCAAUGCCAAUGGUCAUGCACCUGGCCUGUGUGAACAUGAGACUGUCCAUGCCAGAGGCCUUGGCUGCUGCCACCAUCAAUGCAGCUUAUGCAUUAGGAAAAUCUCACAUACAUGGAUCUUUGGAAGUUGGCAAACAGGGGGACCUCAUUAUCAUCAGUGCAUCCAGAUGGGAACAUUUGAUUUACCAGUUUGGAGGCCAUCAUGAAUUAAUUGAAUACGUUAUAGCUAAAGGAAAAGUCAUCUAUAAAAAAUGAUAGAUCUGGAAGGAAAGAGAAGACGCUUUCUUUGUAUGAAAUAAGUCGACUCAGAUAUAAGUUAAAACACUUCAGUGGCUUUUCAGAACUAUGUCACUUAAGCCUAAUUAUAUCUCAGUGUUUUACUAAUUUACUUGAAAUCCCAAAGGACUAAUUUAUUUGAAUUGAGCAUGUGCACCUAGUAAGCCCAUUGUGACUAAGCAUUACAUUGUAUUGCAAAGAUUGGUUGCAAGUGCUCUGAGAUGAACAUGGUGAGGUAGCUCAGAAAUCUCUCUGUGGGAGAAACAAAUUUGGCCUGAAAUUUCUAUUUUAUUUCUGCAAGUGAUAUGUCCUCAGUAAGGCUAAUUAUACCAUUUCCUAAUAACUAGAAUUCUCUUUCCCCACAGAUUGUCUUU